UGUUUUGAUAUGGCCGCCUGACAACAGAAUCUGCCAUCACAUUUAUAUGUCGUCCAGCUAACACAUUCAGGAUGCCAAGUGCAGGAGCACUAUGUCCUCCCCAAAUUACCCCCAUCAGGAGGAUCCCCGACAGGAUACAGCUGCCAGUCAACCAUAUCGAUGUCAACUCCCUCAUCGAGCUGUCUACAGAGAGUAACAACUGUAAGAUAUUCUUCACCACUGAUGGAACCAAGCCAUGUCCAUUCCAGCGGAAAAUUGCAGGGCGGGAAGUCACAUAUAAAUACAUUGCCCCCUUCACACUGAAACCAGGGAAGAGAGUACUGAAGGCAGUAUGUACCACCAGGGAUGGACUACAGGAAAGUGCUGUUGUGACGAAGACGUUUAACGUGAGUGAGUUGAUUGAGGAGAAUCCUGAAACUUCCGAUGGCUAUGACUACAGCAGCUACAGCAGCUUCUUCGAAACAUCCGACACCGACACAUCCAAGUCUACACUCAAAUCCAAAUCCAAGCCCAAGAAAAGACAGAAAUCUCCCACACGCAAACCUCGCAAUCAUGUGACCCGGGAAGCGUGGGCCAGUGAAGGGGACGUGGAGAGGGGAGAAGUUGGGGCCACAGGGGAUGCAGCCUACCCACCUAUACCGGAUGGCCCCUUCAACCCCACCAACUACUCAGGGACCCAGAUAAAUGUGUGGGGUGGGGCACCCCCGGGGAUGAUGAAUGGACAGCCAGGGAGUUUAAUAAUAGGAGGCAACCCUCAGCCUCCGUACCCAGUCCAGUAUGGCUUCCUUACAGAACAGAUGAUACAGAAACUGAAUGCUGCUAACCGGCCGGUGACAGUCGGGGAGCUGCGCCAUCUGAUGGAGGAGGCCAGUAGGACCCAAGCCCCGCCGCCGCCGCCUCCCCCAGCCCCAACUCCUGCCCCAGCGCCAGCUAUAGAGUACAAGCCAGUGUACAAGAACCCACCCCUAGAGCCAGUCAGUCCGGGGAAAGGGGACUUCAAGGGCAACCUGCUCCACAUAUACGCCCACAUGUUGGAACAUGCGAAAAACAACGGUGACUUCCGACUGCGGGUCGCAGAACCACGGAUGGGGAAGAUACUGGAGGGGAAGUUGGAAGAUGAGGGAGAUGGCUACAAACUGACGGUUGUUCUCUCCAAACCAGGCGUGCCGAGGGGUACAGUAAAGAAGAAGAAGCCACCAGCUGCUGCACCGCCACCCACCCACCCUCCCUGGAAGCCGACUGGUAGCAUGUCCGACUCCUCCAAGAAGUCAGAGAAGCCAGAGAAGCCAAAGAAGAAGGAUCCCCCUGCUAAGAAGGAUCCCUACUACGCUAUGGAAACUGAGGAUCUCAAUCAAGAGGGCACGGUGGUUGCGUAUGCAGCCUUCAAUGCGGAACAAGAUGCUGAAGUUCUGAAGCAGGCAAUGAAGGGUCUAGGGACUGACGAGAACGCCAUCAUCAACGUGCUGGCCUACCGGUCCAACCCUCAACGGAUGGAAAUUGUCUCCAUGUACAAAACAAUGUUUGGAAAGGACUUGAUAGAGCACUUGAAGUCGGAAUUGAGUGGAUCAUUCUGCGAUGUGGCCAAAUUUCUGUGCAUGGCUCCAGCCGAGUUUGAUGCCUAUCUUCUCCGGAAAGCCAUCAAGGGUCUCGGAACAGACGAGGAUGUCCUGAUCGAGGUGCUGUGUACACGCUCCAACGCCCAGAUACAGGAGAUCAAGAAGAAGUAUAAAGAAAAGUUCAACAAGGACCUUGAGAAGGACAUCAUAGGGGACACCUCAGGUCACUUCAAGCGCCUCCUGGUGACUUUGGUCCAGGCCAGUCGGAGCGACGCUACCGAGGUGGACCGAAACAAGGCGCACCAGGAUGCCAAGGCGUUGUAUGAGGCAGGGGAGAAGAAGUGGGGGACGGACGAGUCCAAGUUCAAUGUCAUCCUAGGCUCUCGGAGCUACCCACAGCUUCGCGCCAUGUUUGAGGAGUACAAGAAGAUCUCCAAGAAGGACAUUGAAGAUGUGUUGAAGAGUGAGAUGUCGGGCGAUAUCCUCCGGGGGAUGCUCACCAUAGUGCGCUGUGUAAAGAACAAGUUCGGCCACUUCGCCCGGCAGCUGCAGAAGACGAUGAAGGGCAUGGGAACAGACGAUGACACACUUUGCCGCGUGGUGGUCAGUCGGUGUGAAAUAGACAUGGUGCAGGUCAAGGAGGAGUUCGAGAAGCUGACGGGACAGACCCUGCAACAGUAUAUAACAGAUGACAUUUCUGGAGAUUACCGUAACAUCAUCCUGGCCCUGGUGACGGGUGGCCCCCCUCCUGCCUCCAGUGUGCAGUCGGGGAAGGGUUUCGUGGAGGCAGUGAAGAAUAAGACUGAGGAGGAGCUUGAUGAAGAGGUUCGCCUGGAGACAGAGAAAGUGGAGGCUGACCCAACAGUCACUCCAUUCGAGGGCUUCAAUGCUGAGCAGGAUGCAGAGGCGCUACGUAAAGCCAUGAAAGGUUUCGGCACGGAUGAGAAGGCUAUUAUCGACAUCCUGGCCUACAGGUCCAAUGAACAGAGGGUGGAGCUGACGUCAAAGUUCAAGACGAUGUUUGGAAAGGAAUUGUCGAAGGAGCUGUCUAGUGAACUGAGUGGGAACUUCAAGACCCUCUGCACAGACAUGUUGUUGUCCUCUGCCGAGUUCGAUGCCAAGAAACUCAACAAGGCUGUUAAGGGCCUGGGCACGGAUGAGAAGGUGCUUGUGGAGAUUAUCUGUACCAGGACCAAUGAGCAGCUCAAAACCAUCAAGGAGACAUACAAGACAAUGUUCAGCAAGGAUCUGGAAGCAGAUGUCGCUUCUGACACGUCUGGUCACUUCAAGCGCCUCCUGGUGGCAUGUCUACAGGCCAAUCGUCCAGAGGAGCCCACAUUUGACCGCAACCAGGCCAAGCUUGAUGCUCAGGAGCUUCUGAACGCUGGGGAGAAGAAGUGGGGGACGGAUGAGUCCCGCUUCAACGUGAUCCUCGUUUCCCGCAGUUACGCUCAGCUGAGAGCAACGUUCCAGGAGUAUGCCAAGCUGGCCAACAAAGACAUCGAGGACACCAUCACCAGCGAAAUGUCCGGGGACCUGAAGGAAGGAUUCCUUGCAGUCGUGAAGUGUAUCCGCAACAAAGCCUUCUACUUUGCGUCGGAACUGUACCGGGCUAUGAAGGGUCUUGGUACGGAUGACGACACGCUGGUCCGUGUAGUCGGGUCUCGGUGUGAGGUGGACAUGGUGCAGAUCAAGGAGGAGUUUCAGCGGAACUUCAAACAGACUCUCGGAAUGUUCAUCAAGGAUGACACGUCCGGGGACUACCGGACCAUGCUGCUGGCUCUGAUCCGCGACGAGGGUGUAGGCAAGAAGAAGUAAACAAGCCAGUCUCCAGCAACAAUAACCACUUCCAUCUGAUAUUCACAACACAGAUCCGCUCUGUAAUUCUGUGAAGUGACAACCAUCUCGCAUGUGUAUGGUACUUCCUUAUAUGGCCUGUAACCAUCUAGUCCCACACCACAGCUGUCUAUUAUCGUAGAGCAGGUACAGUUACGUUCUUUUUUCAGUACAUUAACAUAAUAAUACCUAUUUUCACACCCACUAGCAGUUUUACAAACAUCAGUGCCAGUGAAGCAAUUGCUUUUUUAUAUUUUUACCCUGAAACUACAGCACUCGUAUGCUGGAUGAGGUUCUAUCACUGGCAAUGAUCCCUGCAUGGUUGUGAAUGUCCGCUUCCCUACAGCACACAUUCAAAACAUUCCAUCUUCUCAGGCAUUCUAUCUUUUACAUUUUUGACUAUUAUUUAUAAAUUAGAUCCAGUACAUAAACACGUUUUUGAAAUUAUACAUAUGGAUAUAUUAAUCUAUCACUUUUAUUGUGCAUACCUGUUUACAUAUAUAUCCGGCUUCUAUUAGCAGUCCUGUCACACGAGAACUGUCAUGUGGAUUUUAGGUCAAAUAAAAUUUGUAUGUUGUAUGUAUGUAAUGUUUCUGAUUAACAUUACGACUGAACCCAGAAUGUGAAAGAGAACAAAAUAAUUGCAUAACAAAACAGCAAAACUGUUUCUCCAAAAUGUAUCCUUUCAAAAUGCUUCCUUAAAUAUUUGUAGUACAUGAUCUUAAAGGGUUAUCACAACAAAUUGUAUUUGUGCCUUAUACAGCUAUAACAUGAGUAGAAUAAUAGUACAAUAAGAAUAUUUUCAACAGAAGAAUAUGUUAGUAUUAUCAUGAUUAUUUGUUUUAGAAGUGAUUAGCUAUCAUCAAUUGACCCAGUGUCUGUGAUAUCCAUCCAUCUACUGUAAAGUGUUCAUCGAAGUAGCAAUGUCAGAUUUAUUUAUUGUAUGUCAUCAUAAAGUGUUAUGUCCGUCCGUAGGCAUUUAUUUUGUUGCCUGUUGCCUGUUGCCUGUUAGUAUGUCUCUGUUAUGAACCAAUUCGGUUGUCUUGUUAGAAGAGCUGGAAUAAAAUUGUAUAUUAUA
This is a messenger RNA of Haliotis rufescens (red abalone), 4470 nucleotides long. RefSeq names its product annexin A6-like. NCBI's taxonomy places the organism in Eukaryota, Metazoa, Mollusca, Gastropoda, Lepetellida, Haliotidae. Gene Ontology annotation, molecular function: calcium ion binding; calcium-dependent phospholipid binding. Gene Ontology annotation, cellular component: cytoplasm. The coding region runs from base 72 to 3374 and encodes 1100 amino acids. The record is from RefSeq and is a predicted model, not a curated record. The transcript has 26 exons.